This is a messenger RNA of Myotis brandtii (Brandt's bat), 1223 nucleotides long. Its product is annotated as chromosome unknown open reading frame, human C1orf56. The record is from RefSeq and is a predicted model, not a curated record. The annotation marks the transcript as partial. Gene Ontology annotation, biological process: regulation of cell population proliferation. The transcript has 2 exons. NCBI's taxonomy places the organism in Eukaryota, Metazoa, Chordata, Mammalia, Chiroptera, Vespertilionidae.
CCCACCUCCCGGUCCGGUGUCCCCCCGAAGAGAAGGGUAAUAAUGGAGGAUGAGGAUGACGUGGCGGCCACUGCCGACCGCCUGGCGGGCCCCGCCGUUGACGAGCUCUUGGCUUCCACGGUGUCCACGGACAUGAACAGGUUGCGUUCCUGGGAGCAGGACCAGGAUGGGUCUUUGGAGGAGGGGGUUGUGAUUAACGCCCAAAAGAAUAACAGCGAGUCGGGGAUUGACAGCACGGCUUCCAGCACCACGAGGAGGUUCACCUCCAGGUUUGCAGCGAAUAUCCAGGAGCCGGAAUACAGGCUGACCACGAGCCUGCCGCCCAGCAGCUGGAGGUCUACUGAGCACCAGCCGCUGUACGACACCAGCCUGACCCGCUGGUCAACAGCAGGUUCCAGCCCCAGGCGCUGGUCUCGCAUCUCACCCUCAUCCAUGCCACCUCCCGAGGACCUGCGGCUGGUGCUGAUGCCCUGGGGCCCGUGGCACUGCCACUGCAAGUCGGGCACCAUGAGCAGGACCCGGGCCGGGAGGCUGCAGGGCCUUUCUGGGCGCCUUCGAGUUGGGGCGCUGAGCCAACUCCGCACAGAGCACCGGCCUUGCACCUACCAGCAGUGUCGCUGUGAUCGGCGUCUUGAGGAGUGCCCCCUGGACACGGCCCUCUGGUCUGAAACUCAGACCACCACCACCACCACCACCACCACCACCACCCCCAUGCCCACCCCCAGCACCAGACUCAUCCCCAGCCCAGCGCUUAUGUUUUGGAGGCAGGUCAGGGCUGGGCUGGAGGAUAUUUGGAACAGCCUCUCUUCAGUGUUCACCAAGAUGCAACCGAUAGACAGAAACCGGAGGUAAUGGCCACUUGAUCUGCAAGAAGAGGUGUCAGCAUCUCAACCUCUCCUCCCCUUUCAAUCCCAGCACCCACUGGGUAUUUUUAGUACAGAAAAACAAAACUAGAAAAAAAAAUUGUUUAGUCUUGUGUCUUUUUACAGAGGUAUCUGAAGGAGGAGAGACCAAAAAUUUUGUGAAACUGAACUGGGUAGCUAGCAGCAUCUGGCUUGGGCUUCUCCUGUCCCCCAGGAUAAAAUGGUUGUUGUUCAUCUUCCUUAUUUCCAGAGUUUUUUUUUUAAACAAGUACUUCUUUUGAAAAAUCUCAGAUGAAUGCCCAGCAGGAGUUGAGCCCUUAGAUGAUGGUGGUCUUGCCUUCACAAUACUUAGCCUUCUUU